Messenger RNA from Punica granatum (pomegranate), 766 nucleotides. The record is from RefSeq and is a predicted model, not a curated record. Lineage: Eukaryota; Viridiplantae; Streptophyta; Magnoliopsida; Myrtales; Lythraceae.
GAUGGCUGAGGGAAGGGAAGGAGGAAGGAGGAAGGAGAAGAAGACGACGACAAUGGAGGAGGAGAAGGGGAAAGGGAACGAGAGAUGGACAGGAGCCAUCACGAAUCUGACGGAGAUGUCCUCCAACUUGGAGUCCCUCCAGAAGAUCCUACUCAAGAAAGCCGUCUUCGUCGACGAGGAGACCUUCGCAAGAGCCUCCCUCACGGCCGAACAGGCCCGCACCAUCAAGGUUCCUCCUCUCAAUCCCAAGUGCUUCAACAAAGGGUGGAGACCUUAGAAAGAGAACUUGAUGCUGCCAUUACAGCUGCUGCCCAUGCUCGAUCAGAGAAACGUCAGGCUGAGGCAGCUCAGAAGGCUGCAGAAUUGCGUGCCCAAGAUGUCACGAAGGAGCUUGAGAACACCACUAAGGUAUUUGAAUUGCACAUGGAAGAGCUGCGAGCAAAGCAAGAAGAGAUCGCUAAAAGGGAUAACGAUAUCAAACUCCUCGAAGCUAUAAUUCAGACUCUCGGCGGUAAAGAAUCACAGUCAUGACAGCAUUCGAGACAUGACAUUGGUUUUGCAUUUUCAUGUCUCUCAAAGAGAGUUGUAUAAAAAGAAGUAGCUGAUAGUCUUAUUCAGCCUGUGGCAAAGACCGAGUAUAGCAGAGGAACUGGUGUAGUAUUUCGUUUCGGGUUUCACAGGAAUUUCCAAUUUCCUCUUGGAAAUUGUUGUCGUCGGGCAAUUCUUCCUAUAAUAUGUUUUUGUUAUUGGAUUUUUUUUUCUGCAA